AUGUCGACUCAAACACCGCAGGUCCUAUCUCGCAGGACAAACGCCUCGGCAGCCGAGUCUACCAAGAAGCACGGCGAGGCUCGAAGCACCGCCCACGAUGCAGACACGCCAAAGGCGACCAAGACCAGAGCUCCCCAGGAAGGCGAAAAGGUCAUCAUCCGCCGCCUGCCGCCUGGCCUGACUGAGGCUGAAUGUCUGUCUAUCCUGGGACCUGAGUGGGCUGUGGGCAAUGGAAAGGUCGACUGGUUCUCCUAUGCCGCUGGCAAGGUCUCCAACGAGCUCUCGAAGCCAUCGCGGCCCGCCAGAGCAUACAUCCACCUGAUGCGCAAGGAAUACAUUAUGCCACUCAGUGACAUCGUUCGAAACGCCAACUGGGAGGACGCAAAAUCUACCUUCACCAGCCCUUCUCUCAUCGGACCCCCUGUCCUAGAGAUUGCCCUCUACAAGAAGGUUCCAGGGAACAAGAAGCGGGUAGAUGCUCGGCAGGGAACUAUCGAUCAGGACCCCGAGUUCAUGGCAUUCCUUGAAGAGCUUGCCAACCCCACUCCGCCCAAAGAAGGUAUCGAGAAUGAUGACGUCGAGGAGGCAUCCGAAACCAAGGUCACCACCACGCCUUUGAUUGAGUAUUUGAAGGAAAAGAAGGCAAAUAAAGCCAAGGAGGCUGCUGCUGCCAAGAGCGCAAAGCACGCAAGGCAACAAGAGGCCUCGGCGUCAAAAGGCAAAGCCGCGUCAAAGGAGGACGAGACCUCUAAAAAGAAGGGCAAGGAGGCCAAGAACCCAAAAUCGGAGAAGGCUGCCCCUAAAGAGCCUGUCAAGAUCCUCACUAAGAAGGCCGCUGCUGCUGAGCAAUCUACUGAAGCCUCCAAGCAGGCCGCAAGUCAGACCAACAAAGCCAGCACAAGUGAUACUGCUGCCAGCACCGCAGAAGCGACUCCCAAGAGUCGCCGUGCCGGCGUCUCGAUUGCCGCCCGCAUAUUGCAGCGAGACCUUGGCCUUAGCCCUGGCAGUGCCUAUCGACGAGCCCGACAAGACGCUGCAAAGGCAGAGGCCGGUUCCAAGCCUGCCGCAGCCGGCAAGGAGAGCAAAGAACAGCCCAGCCCAGCGAACGAAAACACGGCACCCAGUGAGCCGGCUCCGGCUGAAUCAAAAAGUUCUCAAGCACCUGCCAAAGACAACGCCUCCAAGGGCCAGCAGUCAGCGCGCAAGGCUCGUGGCGGUAAAAAUGCCGACAAGGCCAAGACCUCGGAAUCGCCCAGCACGACCACGCCUGUCAUUCUCAAAAAGAAGGGUGGCGCCGGCGGCGAGGGAGAUGCAGCAAGAUCUGCUGCUGAGACGGCCUCCGCCACCCAGCAAAACAACAGCUCCAAGCCGGCCACCGGUGCGGCAAACGGUUCCAAGGGUGCUUCUGCCAAGUCUUCGGGCACUCAGAAGAAAUCCGGCGCAGCCUCUUCGUCCGCCAACGCCACCCGCGGCUUUGUGAAGCACGCCAACUCUUCCCAGGGCAUUACGGAGCCCGUGUUGAAGCAGGCUCUCGAGGCGUUCGGCGCCGUCACGUUCAUCGAGGUGGACAAACGCAAGGGCUUUGCUUAUGUCGAUUUUGCAGACCACUCUGGCCUUGCCAAGGCCAUCUCAGCCAGUCCCAUCGCUGUCGCGCAAGGCACGGUCCAGGUCUUGGAGCGCAAGGACAAGAAGCCUGCCGCUUCCACCACAUCUGGCAGCGGCAACACUGCUGCCACACCUUCCACGUCUAACACGGCGAAGGACGGUGCUGCUCCCGAGAAGAGCUCGAAUGCGAACUCUGGGCGUGGCAGGCGUGGAAGGGGCGGUAAGGGAGCAGCAGCUUCUACUAAUGGAACUGCUGUUGCUGCAACGAGCGGCGGCUGA
This is a messenger RNA of Trichoderma citrinoviride, 1884 nucleotides long. RefSeq lists its product as hypothetical. The transcript is spliced from 3 exons. The record is from RefSeq and is a predicted model, not a curated record. Gene Ontology annotation, cellular component: nucleolus; cytoplasm. Lineage: Eukaryota; Fungi; Ascomycota; Sordariomycetes; Hypocreales; Hypocreaceae. Bases 1 to 1884 code for a protein of 627 amino acids. Gene Ontology annotation, molecular function: mRNA binding. Gene Ontology annotation, biological process: nuclear-transcribed mRNA catabolic process, nonsense-mediated decay; positive regulation of translation.